ACUUUUUGGAGUUCAGUUACAGAGACGAUGCAACUUUAGGAUCUGACCGCGUCGCACACAAUGAUAACAGGGUAGCGCCUAGUUUAUUUUUAAGCCAAAAAAGCAUAUCUUAGCACGUCUGUUAAAUAUGAAAAACACGCACAGAGAAAUGGACUGGCGGUGGACUGUUUUCACUCUUAUCCUUAACUUUAACUUUACCGACGGAUCCCCGUCUUAUGACUUAUUCCACGGUUCUGCACACGCUGGCGCGGUCCACAGACACAGAAAUAGGAACUGGUGCGCCUAUGUAGUGCAGAGGAACGUGAGCUGCGUCGUGCAAGGUAAUGGGGAGAGCUUCCAGGAGCCUAUGGUGGCCCCCUGCCCGGCCUACCAGCCCGACUGCCAGCAACAAGUGACAUACCAAACACGGUUUAGACCCACAUAUAAGAUUGCCUUCAAAACAGUCACAGAGUUAGAGUGGAAAUGCUGUCCUGGUUACAGAGGGCCUGCCUGUAAGGAUUUAAAAACGUCCACAGGUCAGCAAACAGCGCAGGGAGCGUCGUCUUACCACCCACCAAAUCCCGGAUACACACCCAGACACACACAGAGGGCUGAGAGGAGGGAGACUGCACAUUAUGAGACUCAACAUGGCGUCACAGAUAAGGUGCGUUUUCUCGAAGGUGAAGUGCAGCGUCUCUCCCAGACAGUUUUGGAUCUUCAGUCCACUCUUACAGGAAUAACCACCAACCUCCGCACAGACCUGCAGGAUGACACAAAAAAGAUGCUGGUGACACUUCUGAACAACAUGCGUCCUCCAGAAAAUAGCAACAACGCAGAGGAGACUCCAGUGGUACUAGAUGGGCACCAGGCUACCAGGGCAGGGGCUGCUGGAGAGAAAGCACUAGAGAAGAUUGAAGCUCGUUUAGAUGAUAUUGAUAAUGCACUGCGAAGCAAGGAUGAAGCUUUAGAAGACCUUAGGGGAAUAACAUUAGGGCAUGGGGGGCAGAUACGUGUCUUAAUGGAUGCUACUCAGUCUCAGACUCCAGUCAUAGCUGAGUUUGAGGGUAUACAAACCGUUAUUGAUGGAAAAAUUGCUAAACUGAAGAGGGAGCUGGACGAGAAUGUGGAGGAAAAAAUGGCCAAAUUACAGAAUCUUUGUGAUGACAAGAUCCGAACGUUGCAAAAGACUUGUGAAGAUGGCCAUGACCAAGUUCGUGUCAAGUUGACCAAGCUUUUGGAGAGCAAGGAGGCUGAUCUCAGAAAAGAGAUCCAAACAAUACGUUUGAACAUGGCUGCCUCAGAUGGACCUGCGCAGACUCAAAGACUGACAGAACCAUCUGAAGAGAAGAAGGACUACAGUGACCAUAAAGACAUAUGGCGUGAAAUUGAUCGCAUAGCAGAGGCUUAUCGAAUCCUAAACAUACGUUUUGACAACGAGCUAGGCCAUUUAUCUUCCUUUCAAGAAAUUGGUGAUUUAGGUCUACUGAUUCAAGAGCUGGAGGCGCGUGUGAAUAUUACUGAACAAAAUGCAGAAACUCAUUGUUUCUACAUUGAAGAGAAGUUAACGCGAACAAUUGCAGAUGAAGUGGAAGCUCUCCGGCAGUUGCUGGAUCAGCGUCUGAUCACCACUGAGGACCAGUUCACAAACAUCCUGGUGGAAAUGAGCAACAACUCCUUUCCAAGAGUGUCUGGCAACACAAAUGAUGGCCUUCAAGCAGAAGUCACCAACAAGCUCCUUCUGCAUGCCUUGGAUGAGAAAGUUAAGGCUGUUGAGGAGUUGUGCUCUGCUGGAUGUUCCAACUCUAAAAUUACAACUGAUCAAAGUCGAACUGUACUUACGCCUGGUCAUGCAGAAAACAUUGUGAAGGACCUGAAUCGGUACAGGAAUGAUUUGGAUGUUCUUCACACAGAUGUAAGUUCCAACACAGAGAAACUCAAACAACUGACAAACCUUUUUCAAAGUCAGUCAAUCGGAAAUGAGAGGCAAGUAAAGUCUAUGGAGGACUUCCAGAAGGGGCUGAUUAAUCUGCAAGAUAAUGUGCUUGCUUUGGCUGGUGCUGUUACUGGGUUAACUGACUCAAUGAGUAAAUCCAACCAGGAUAUUCAAAGAAUAAGCUCAAGAUGCUGCAAUGCAGAGCUAACUGGACAUGGAAGUUCAUUACAGCCCAAUUCAGCUUCAGUUGAUGGCGCCGGCCAUCAGAUACAAGACCUGAAGAACAGACUCGAUACGCUUAGCACACAGGUGUCUUCUGAACUUAAUAAUUGUAGGCAAAAUACACAAGGUGUUUCUGAUGGGGUCUCAGCUAUAGGUGGACGUGUAAGUCGUCUUGAAAAUAUUUGUGGAAGGUUGGAUGGAGUUUCUGUUAACAUCAAAGAGCUGAAAGAUGGGAUGGAGAGACAUGUUGGGGGCCUACAGAACUACAUCCAAAUGAUGAACAUAACUUCUGGAAAUCAUGGUGCAGACAUUGUCAUGCUGUCAAAUUCCUUGCGGAAGCUCCAGACACAGAUGUCCAUGAUAACUAAACACGUUUUGAAAGAUGUUGCUGCCAAAGAGCCAGGAAUGACACUGAGACCAGAUCGCCCCUCUUCUUUGCCUGAUACAACUCAGAGCAGAACCAGAAUCCAACAAAUCCACAUCCCCAUCAUCGUUCCUCCACCAUCUUCUGGCCCCAACCAGCCUGCACAGCCCAACAGGCACACGAUCAGGAUCAAUAAACCAUACCAGCCCUUGAAUCCCCAGAAUCCCCAUCUGCCGACGAUGCCUCUGGUUCCUGUAAGACCUGUAGUGGAAACGGGAGAGGCAGGGCCUCCGGGAUACAUCCGCCGGCUUAAUGUACGCAGAGGAGCUGAGGACUCAUUGAGCAAACCAGUCAAAGGGUUUGCUGGAGCACCAGGCUAUCCCCCUCUGCAGCCUACGUCUUCUAAGCCUCAGCCACUGAGCCAAAGAGCUACAGUAACAGCAAAAGCACCUUUGAACCCAUUGAAUCAGCGUACAGCAGAAUCACCAGUUUCAGUGGUCAGCAGUGUCUCUGUAGACCAGUUCUCCUUCUCUGCUGGCCUCACACAGUGCCCGACCUUCACUGAUGAUCUUGCCAUCAUCCGCUUUAACAAGGUGCUAGUCAACGACGGAGGACACUACAGUCCCAACACAGGAAUAUUUACUGUACCACACAAGGGCCGAUACUUGAUCUCAGGCCUGCUGACGGCAAAGCACGGGGAGCGCAUAGAUGCCUUGCUGUCUGUUUCUAACCGCAGUGUCCACAGACUACAGAGCUCAACUGGGGCCUUAGACAGCACUAACUGCACCUGCGGAGGAACCGUGACCUUCAGUCUGAUUCUACCACUGAGGAAAGGAGACCGUGUUAGUCUGUUGAGAACCAGAGGCCAGCUGGCCACAACCGACACCGGGGAGGUCCUCUCCACCUACAAUGCCAUCUACUUGUACUCACCGGCAGCCAAAACAUAGCUAGAGUGCAGCAGAGAAAUGGUAGCAAGGACUUGAUUGUUAUCAGACGCUUGGACUAUACAAAAUAAUAGAGAAACUGUAUUUUACACUGACUUGCUGGGAUGCUGCAGUUUAAAAUGCUGUGUCAUUGUGUGAACACUCCUAGUAAUAUGUUCAUUUAAGAAGCUGUUACAUUGCAGUUUGCAAGCCACUAAUAGAAAGACACCUGAGCACAAGACGCAGGGUUUGUAUCUAAUAUAUUGAUUGCAUAAAUAAACCGCUUGUCUAUUGUGAAUUGUUGUUUUCAAAUAAAAUACAUAAAAACUCA
Molecule: messenger RNA, 3752 nt
Organism: Girardinichthys multiradiatus
Lineage: Eukaryota; Metazoa; Chordata; Actinopteri; Cyprinodontiformes; Goodeidae
Gene: emilin2a
Product: elastin microfibril interfacer 2a
Exons: 9
Coding region: 128-3445 (1105 amino acids)
Molecular function (GO): protein binding
Source: RefSeq, a predicted model, not a curated record